This is a messenger RNA of Tripterygium wilfordii, 1289 nucleotides long. Its product is annotated as PRA1 family protein A1-like. NCBI's taxonomy places the organism in Eukaryota, Viridiplantae, Streptophyta, Magnoliopsida, Celastrales, Celastraceae. The transcript has 8 exons. Gene Ontology annotation, cellular component: membrane. The record is from RefSeq and is a predicted model, not a curated record. Bases 221 to 850 code for a protein of 209 amino acids.
UAUUUAUUUUAUUUAUUUCGUUAAGGUUUUUAUCUAUUGGCUUGGGAAAUCGUCUUUCGACGGAAUCGAAACGGGAAAUUCCUCAAGCCAAGUCAAAAUUCCAUAUCUUCAUCUCGAACACGACCUCGAUUCCCUCUUCAACUUCUCAACAUCAAUUUCGCAGUCGUUUGUGUAGAAAUCAACUGCUAGGGUUUCGCAGAACCGCCAAGAAUAACGACAUAUGGAUUGGGGUAACGUGACCGCGGAGGAUCUAAUCGAUGCGCUCCGUGAAGUUGACUGGUCAUCGCCGCCCCGCCCUCUCCCUGAGUUCUUUUCCAGGUUCACGGUUCCUAGAUCCUACGCCAAAUGGAACAGCCGCCUCAAAUGCAAUCUAUACUAUUACAGGACAAACUACUUCAUUAUGAUCAUUCUCAUCCUUGGUUUGGGUUUCCUUAGGAGGCCUCUUGCUAUAGUGGCUGCUCUUUUAACAGCUCUUAGCAUUGCAUUUCUGAAUGACAGCUUUGCAGGUACUUUCAGUGAGAAGGUUACAAGAACUGUCAGGCAGUUUUCUCCACAUUUAGCAGCAAAAAUGAGGCCACCUCUUACGCCUGUCAUUCGUGGACGUCCAUCAGCAAAAAGAGCAAUUCAUAUAUGUGGUCGUCCUCGUUGGGUGUUUGUCCUGAUAUUUUCUGCUGUGAGUUUUUUCCUUUGGUAUGUUUCCUGUGGUCUCAUUACUGUUUCUUGGGCACUUGCCGUUGGCCUACUUGGCACUAUUAUCCAUGCAAGCUUUAGAACGCCUAAUCUGAAAGCACGUCUAAACACAUUCCGGGAGGAAUUUCGAGCAGUUUGGCGUAAUUACAGUGAGCUGUAGGAUUGGCCGACUCGGAGUUUGUAGGAUGGUUGUUUUCUUGAUGGUGAAAAGCUCAUUUAGGUGGUCGGUCUGAAGUUCGGUUCUGCUACCGCUUCUGUUGCUAGGAAAUAAUUCCAUAUGGCUGGACUUGAAUUUUCAGGUGAAGGCUGGCCAAUCUUUGCAGUUCAUCUAGAGGGUGUAAAUUUUCUGAGCCCCUUGUUCUGUAAAGAAUUGUUUGAUACUAUAAACCCACAUAUUGGAGAACACUCGUCUUAAUUUACCAUGAGAACAGGAAGAGAAAAAGAACUGUAAGAGGAUCUAUUAAACAGUAAAUUCAAACGUUUUUAAAGUUCUCUAGCCAGUUGACUAAUCCUCUAGGGGCCUCUGUUUGUUUUGUUGCUCCUUGAAUUAGUUUGUCUUGCAUGAUUUCUAUGUAAGAAUUUCUUGCUUGCUUGCGUUA